UCGGAAAGCAAAAACGAAUUUUUUUUCAUAGACUUCAAUAAUCUUCCUUUCUUUCAUAUAAAAGAAUACAGUCUCCAGAUAUAUAGCUUCAGUUUUUGAAAGGCUUUCUUUCUUCUUAUUAUUUUUUUCACAGAUUUUGACAACCCUAAAGAAAUUAUCACCACAACAGCCUAAAUCAAAGAAACAAAGAUGAUACUAAGGAGCUCCUCAACACCAGUUCUCGGCUCGCUCAUUUCUUCAUUGUCAGACGGUAGUCCUAGCAGAAACGUCAACAACAACUUGAAUAAUCACCGUGAAGCCAAGAGCCAGUGCCACCUUCCACCCGCCAUUCCCCAUGCCAACCACCAUAAACAUAACAACAAAUUACUACCAUUUGGGACUCGUAAUCUACCUUCCGUCUCUUGCAACUCUUCUCCUAUAUCUCCCUCGGUUUCUGACCAUUUCUCUGCUUCCCGUAAAGGCUUUCGCCGAGUUGUGUCAGAUGGGAACUUGGAAGGACUAGCCCAUGCUUGUUGCAACGAUGAAGAAGUCAAUAAUACAGACCCAAACCAACAACCCCAGAUGCUUUCACGGAGAAGCAAGUCCUUGAUGUUGGAAACGAUACCGUCUUUUUCAUACUCAAGCAUAAGAGGCAGGCGUGAAAAUGAAGAAGAUGAAAUUGAUAUAGAAUAUGAGAAAGAGGAAGAAGAGUAUCUCGAGAGAAAUAUUGCAAAGGAUAGCAAGAUGGUCAUGGCUAUGGAAGGAAGUGAGUUUAGUUUCAAGAAUGGGAUGGGGAGUAUGGUUCUUAUUAAGGAGGCCAAAGCUACGGAUAAAUUGUGGAAUACUAGUUUUGCGGGGGAAAAGGAGGUUAUUGGUCAAGAACUGAAUCUUGCAAGGGGGCUUGGCCUUGGUGGGGGAAGUGGAGUCAGUGGCAGCGGCGGGGGCUGCGGCGGUAGUGGUGACCUUACUUCUGGGUCCGGUGGGGAUGGAGGUGAUAAUCAUAGGGUUGAGGAACAUUAUAGAAGGAUGGUUGCGGAAAAUCCUGAAAACCCUUUAUUCUUGAGUAAUUAUGCUCGAUUUCUGCAUCAAAGCAAGAAAGACCUUGGAAAGGCAGAGGAGUACUACUGUCGUGCAAUUCUAGCAGAUCCCGGGGAUGGUGAUAUUCUGUCACAAUAUGCUACGUUGGUGUGGGAGCUUCAUGGUGAUGAAGACACAGCUUCCAGCUAUUUUGAAAGAGCAAUCCAUGCUUCCCCUCAAGAUAGCAAUGUGCAUGCAUCAUAUGCUAGAUUUCUCUGGGAAACAGAGGAAGAAGAAGAUGAUGAUGAAUGUAAAGCACCAAGUAAUAUGGAUGGCAUGGGUAAGCGACUUUAUGCAGGAGCAUUAGAAUCUACAAAUGUUUAACUGGAUCCAUAGAAUUUACUUAUCCAUAAUGAAAUAGAGCCUGGUGAGAGGGAAACCUUUCUGUAAAGUUCAACCGUCAAUCUAUUUAUUUAAAGUCAUAAAUCAACCAAAAUAAUCCAUUGGUUACUUUACCUCCA
This is a messenger RNA of Mangifera indica (mango), 1517 nucleotides long. RefSeq lists its product as uncharacterized. Gene Ontology annotation, molecular function: protein binding. NCBI's taxonomy places the organism in Eukaryota, Viridiplantae, Streptophyta, Magnoliopsida, Sapindales, Anacardiaceae. The record is from RefSeq and is a predicted model, not a curated record. The transcript has 3 exons. The coding region runs from base 190 to 1380 and encodes 396 amino acids. Gene Ontology annotation, biological process: RNA processing.